Pristis pectinata (smalltooth sawfish) is the source of this 2345-nucleotide messenger RNA. RefSeq names its product SFT2 domain containing 3 (gene sft2d3). The transcript has a single exon. NCBI's taxonomy places the organism in Eukaryota, Metazoa, Chordata, Chondrichthyes, Rhinopristiformes, Pristidae. The record is from RefSeq and is a predicted model, not a curated record. Gene Ontology annotation, biological process: vesicle-mediated transport. Gene Ontology annotation, cellular component: membrane. Bases 760 to 1443 code for a protein of 227 amino acids.
GCGGAGCGCCGGGGCCCGGGGAGGAGGCCCGCCGAACGGCAGCCGGAGGCAGGGAGCGGAGCGGAGCGGAGCGCACCGCACCACCGGGACCUGAGGGAGCGGUCCGCGGAGCGGCAGCCGAGGGGAGAGGCGUUGCCGCAGAGGACGGUCCGCCGAGUGUCGUCGAGCUGCUCGGCCACGGCUUCGAGGAGGAAAAGGCCGUCUUAAAGGGACAGUCCACUCGGCAGGAGUCUUAAAGGGACAGUCCACGCGGCAGGAGUCUUAAAGGGACAGUCCACUCGGAGGGCGUCUUAAAGGGACAGUCCACUCGGCGGGAGUCUUAAAGGGACAGUCCACUCGGAGGGCGUCUUAAAGGGACAGUCCACUCGGCAGGAGUCUUAAAAGGACAGUCCACUCGGCGGGAGUCUUAAAGGGACAGUCCACCCGGAGGGCGUCUUAAAGGGACAGUCCACUCGGCAGGCGUCUUAAAGGGACAGUCCACUCGGCAGGAGUCUUAAAGCGACAGUCCACUUGGUGGGAUUCUUACAGCGACAGUCCUCUUCCUAAAGUGAUAGUCUGCAGUAAGGCUUAUCCUAACUUCUUGUAGGGUCAGUCCACUCAAAACAAGCAGCUAUCACCCUCCGGCGGCACAUUUCCCUGGCACUUCAAAGCUACAGUUGUUGACAGUGUGUUGGUACCUUGAAGGUUGGGCAGUGCCUUGGCCUGUCUGCAACCUCGGACCUCGAGCUUUUGCGGGUGAGACCCCCUGUCGCCGAUGAGAUGGCUGACCUGAACCGUCAGCUGCGCGAGUACCUGUCGCAGUCCCGGGCAGGGCAAGCGGGGGAAGCAGCUGACAGCGAACCGCUCCUCAUCCCGGAUUCUGACCCCCCGCCGCCCGCGCCCAGCUGGGCCAGCAGGCUGAACCCUUUCUCCAGGCUGGGCGGCAACUCGGCCCAACCCCAGAGCUCCAGCCCUUCAGCGGGGGGAGGGUUGUGGGGGACAGAACCAGACCCCUGCCUGCCCUCUCUGUCCCGUCGCCAGCGGCUGAUGGGCUUCGGCCUGUGCCUGGCGAUGGGCCUGCUCUGCUUCGGCCUCUCAGCCAUGUACGCCCCCUUCCUGCUGCUGAAAGCCCGCAAGUUUGCCUUGCUCUUCACACUGGGGAGCCUGUUCCUGCUGGGCAGCCUGGCCUUGCUGCGAGGGCCUUGGAACCAGCUGCUGCUGCUGGCCUCCUGGGACCACCUGCCCUUCACCGCCACCUACCUUGGCUCGCUGCUGGCCACCCUCUAUGCUGCCCUGGCGCUGCAGAGCACCCUCUUCACCGCCCUGGCCGCCACCUUCCAGCUGGUCGCUCUGGCAGGAUACCUCCUCAGCUCCGUGCCCGGGGGAGCGGCUGGCCUCCGCUUCCUGGGCGGCCUCUUCACCUCCGUCUUCAAGCGGACUGUCAGCAAGUCCCUGCCCCUGUGAGGCCAGCUCCGGGGCACUGGCGUGGCACAGUUUGCACACCGUCAUGCCGCCCCAAAGACUGAAGCACAAGAUCUCGGCCAUCGCUCCCAGCUGUCAAGAGCUGCUGCCUUUAAGAGGAACCUCCAUCUGCCCUCUCCGAUGGAUACAGAAGAUCCGAUGGCCUCUCUCCACAAGGACAGCGAGAGUUCUCCCAAGAGAGAGACAACGCAGGGUUUCAACCGGAAACGCCUACAAUUCCUUCCCGCCCCAACAGAUGCUGCUCGACCCGCUGUUCCUCCAGCAGAUUGCAAAUUGCUCUAAAAUUCUCCCGAGCCUCCUUUACCCUGUAAUGAUCCAUCAAUCAACAGAAGUUUGACCUCAGUGGAAAUUCACUCUGCGUUUUGUACAGCAGCAUCUACGCUUCAAGUUCACCAUUAGCUGCAAAGCAAUUUGGUGAAGGUCCUCAUGUCGUGAAAGGCGACAUGUAAAUACUUAAUUGGGGGAAGGAAGAGGGAAAGGGGAUGAUGGAUUCUGACCACAGCAGCCUGUAACGUCCAGAUAAAGCAGCCAGUAGUGACCAUCGGAAGGACCAACAGGCAGCACAGAACAACAAGGGAGAUUGGGUUGGGAGAUGGACAACUUCAACAUGUACAUAUUAUUGUGUAAAAUAAAAGGUAAUCGAACUGCAAAACAAAAAUACUGAUUGAAUAAACGGCAGACGUGAACAAUUGGCUGAAUUUUAACUCCACUGUGCUGGUGUGUCCCCUGUUUGCAGGAACCAAAGACUAGAUGGUGGGUCUGUGGCUGGGAUUUGGAGGGAAGACUUGCUACCUGUGAGCUGUGAGUUCAGCGGCUGCAAACUGUGCCUGAUGGUGCGAUGGUGUUGUAAAAAGUGUACACACUCAGUUCAAUUAAAUACUUAA